This is a messenger RNA of Onychostoma macrolepis, 5590 nucleotides long. It is a transcript of the gene atg13, whose product is annotated as ATG13 autophagy related 13 homolog (S. cerevisiae). Gene Ontology annotation, biological process: mitophagy; autophagosome assembly; piecemeal microautophagy of the nucleus. NCBI's taxonomy places the organism in Eukaryota, Metazoa, Chordata, Actinopteri, Cypriniformes, Cyprinidae. The transcript has 23 exons. Gene Ontology annotation, cellular component: Atg1/ULK1 kinase complex; phagophore assembly site; cytosol. The record is from RefSeq and is a predicted model, not a curated record. The coding region runs from base 219 to 1886 and encodes 555 amino acids.
CAUUCCUGACCUAGCCAAACAAGCAAAAUAAACAAAAAAUGGGGCGCCUGUCAGUGUGUGGCGUAGUGGUGCUACGAUGUGAUUAAUUGAAAAUACAGGAUCGUUUAAGCUGUAUUUUAUCAUUUCACGCAAUCAGCCACGGUGUAUUGCACACUUAACGUCCUACUCUAGGUGUUAACAGUUGAAUCUCCGCUCUGUGAUGAGCUGUGCGUGCGACAAUGGAUAGUGAUCUGAGCCCACAGGACAAGAAAGACUUGGAUAAAUUCAUCAAAUUCUUUGCCUUGAAGACAGUGCAAGUUAUAGUUCAAGCCCGGCUUGGAGAGAAGAUCAGCACUUGCUCAUCUUCAUCACCGACAGGUUCAGACUGGUUUAAUCUGGCAAUAAAAGACAUCCCAGAGGUGACUCAUGAAGCAAAAAAAGCUCUUGCUGGACAACUGCCUGGCAUCGGCCGAUCCAUGUGUGUGGAGAUCUCCCUCAAAACCUCAGAGGGAGACUCCAUGGAGCUGGAGACAUGGUGUUUGGAAAUGAAUGAAAAGUGUGAUAAGGACAUUAAAGUGUCCUAUACAGUUUAUAAUCGUCUCUCUCUGCUGCUCAAGUCUUUGCUGGCCAUCACAAGGGUGACACCUGCUUACAAGCUUUCACGUAAACAAGGGCAUGAUUAUGUCAUACUCUACAGGAUCUAUUUUGGAGAUGUCCAGCUGACAGGUCUCGGGGAAGGGUUCCAGACAGUACGAGUGGGUAUUGUAGGCACUCCCAUAGGCACCAUCACUUUGUCCUGUGCAUAUCGCACUAAUUUGGCCCUCAUGUCUUCAAGGCAAUUUGAGAGGACAGGCCCUAUCAUGGGUAUCAUCAUUGAUCAUUUUGUGGAGCGUCCCUUCACUAAUAUGGCACACAUGCAUCCCUGCAGUUACAGAGCACCUGGAGAAGAUGAGGGAGGGACUUAUGCAGGAAUAGAAGACUCUCAGGAGGUGUGCACCACGUCCUUUUCCACCUCCCCACCAUCACAGUGUGUGUGUACAGUAAGUCAGGCACAUUUUAAGACACCAAAGCCGACUCUGAUGGCCACACUGAAGGUUCCCCUCAUGGGGCUUGGCAUCUCACACCAACUGUACAGCUCUCGUCUGUCAUAUCAGACUCCUGGCCUGGGAACUGUGGAUGUGUGCCAUCCUACGGCUUGUACUGCUGCUGCACAUCCUCACCAGAUGGUUGUGCCCGGUAAAGAAGGUGGAGUCCCACAGGUGCCGGCUCAGCCUACUCAUGGCACUGCAGCUGAGCAUGGUCGUAUCCCCUCAUGCCCCACUGGACAAUCCCCUCAGCCAGCACCACCCACAUCCUGUAGUAGCGAGGUGAAGACUGUGUCCCCCUCUGAUGCUCUAGAGACCACCUUCACCAGGAAAGUUGGGGCUUUUGUCAACAAAGCCACCACUCAGAAUUUUCAGCAACCAUUACUCCAGUCUUCAGUGUCACAUGAUGCUUCAGACAACAAUGUGACAACAACCAGUUUGGAUCUUCCUUUUGCUGCAUUCGCUCCAAGAGCCUACGACCUGGAGGAGAAUGACCCAAUGGUGCACCCUCCUCCAUCCCCGGCUCCUUCCUCUCCCUUGCAAGGCAGCCUGCACUCAAACAGCUCGACCCACAGCGUGGGGCAGCCGCAAGACGACUUUGUCAUGGUUGACUUUAAACCAGCAUUUUCUAAGGAUGACCUUCUGCCAAUGGAUCUGGGAACUUUCUAUAGAGAGUUUCAAAACCCUCCUCAACUCGCAAGCCUGUCCAUCGAUGUCAGCGCUCAGUCUAUGGCUGAGGAUUUGGACUCUCUUCCAGAGAAACUGGCCAUUUAUGAGAAGAACAUUGACGAGUUUGAUGCAUUUGUGGACACGCUACAAUAAAACAGAACAGAGAUUGCUUUCUUCACAACUUCUUUACUCUUCUUGCUUCCUUCACUGAAGCAUCCCUCAUUGGAUGUCUACAUUAACUAUGUUUUGUUUCAGUUUUUCCUUGUACUAUGAGGAGAAUCAUCAUUCAAGAAAAAAAGUGAACUGAGGUAUAAGGAGAGCAGCAUCUGUUACAGGAACAGAGCAACAUUAAAUUUCCAACCCUUGUAUUUAUUAAAAUAGCAGAACUGUGUAAGUAAAGCUCACUGUAAUGAAUGUAUAAACCUGUACCAGCCUUUAUUUUUGUUUUGCUCAUCACAACACCACAUGCAGUUCACUGACUAGUCACUGAAGCAGAUUUCUGUCAUUGUACCGCUGGCACCAUCUGAAUUCUCUUACGAUGUUAAUUCAAGGGAAAAUGUGAAUAAUCUGAGAAUAUGUCCAGUUUUUCUUUAUAGGCUUAAACAUGAACGACACUACAAGUGAACACUGACAACAGUGAGUCGCGAGUCUGUGUCUGCUUUACCUGAUUCCUGUAAAUGCAUUUAACCAUCAACUUUUAAUUUUUUUUUUUUAAAUUAGGGACAGUUUAUCAUUACUACUCGUCAGGUCUUUAAACGGUGAGGAAGGUUUUUUUUUUUUUUAAAGCUUAUGUUGGCAAGUCAUUAGGAGCUGGACCUUCUUUUAUUAUUUUAAGUGUCUUCUUUCUUUCCUCACGUUGUUAAUAUGGCAUGUAAAUGUUGCGUAAUAAACUGAUUUAUUUCAGACAGGCCUGUUUUUGUUUCCCCUGUAUGCUGAACCGGUCAAUGACAUUGUGUCUCCUUUAGGCAAACCUUGGAGUUCACUAGCUAAUGAAUAUUCGCUAGCUCGACGCUCGCCCAAUGGAGCGCGACGGCUUGGCUUAUGAAUAUUAAUUAGGGUGCGUUACUGGAAGGCUACCAAGCAACGUCAGUAGAGGCUAUUUUAUAAUUCAUGAGCGCCAUAGCACAAACACGCCUACUUCCAUAUUUAGAUAAAUCCAGUGUUGUUUUGACAGCAGUUGUGAGAUGUUUUUCUAUCGUCCAGCUGUCUGAACUUCCAUAGGUAAACUUGACUGUGUAGUCUUUAUUCCAUUUUAAAAGCGGAUUUCAAGUGCCUAAAAGAAAGUUUUAGUUUCGUCUUCAUUUCACAUCGGAUUACAUAAUUUAGUGUACACUUGAGAGCAAAUGUUGCGCUCUUUUAGAGGUCACACCUGGGAGAGUUGGGAAUGGGAUCCAGACAGUAAAUCUCCUGAUGCUCAUCUGUCUCUGUGCCGACAAGCCGUAUAUUUUCAUAUUAGCCCUCUGCUGGACAGUCAGGGUACUGCUGGGGUCAGAGGCACCAAAGGUUUCACUCAUGGUGAGCAUUACUGGGAGAUUGAGUUCCUUGAGCCUCCGUAUGGAAGCUCUGUGAUGGUGGGGGUCGGUACCCAAAAUGCACUUCUGCACACAGGGGAUCAAAAGUUUGUUAACCUCAUAGGCAUCGACAGUGAGAGUUGGGGUUUAUCAUACAAAGGCUUCAUCUGGCAUAAUGGGAGGAGUCGAAAAUACACAGAGCCUUUUUAUGAAAGAAAUACAGUCAUUGGGGUUUUGCUGGACUUGAGCGCUAGAACACUGACGUUCUUCCGAAAUGGAGUGAACCUUGGGGUGGCCUUCACUGGCCUGGAGCAGGUCAACAAGGCUCUGUAUCCUCUGGUGAGCUCAACGGCCCCUGAAACUGAGCUUCAGCUGGGUGUGAGGAGCCAGAGAAUCUCCUCCCUACAGGAACAGUGCAUACACAUCAUCACACAGUCCCUCUCACAUUAUAGACAUGCACACGAAUUACCAUUACCCACACCUCUGCUCUGUCAAAUACACACACAUGUGCAUUUAUAAGUGGGGCACAACCCGUUUCUCCAACUUCAAAUAACACAAUUCUGUCCAGUACAACAGAUCCGUUUUAUAAGAAGCCAUACCUCAAAAAUGUUUUAUAUCGUUACAGUCCAAUCAUUUAAAAAGGUGAGAUCAGUCGUAGAGACUUGAAACAUGGAUGGAUGGUAGUCACACCACCUACAAUAUGACCGAGGCUCCCCCCGAUCGGCCUGAUGGUGGCGCUACAGCGACCGCGAGUACGAAAUCGCUCAUAACUCCUAACCGUCGGUCACAGGCUGAAGUGUUUAAUUUCGGUGGAAUCCUUGGCUCUUUCCGGACGAAACGAACGAUCGGUCGUCGUGUAUUUUGCAUUUUUUGCAAAACAUACUUUUGUGAACUAGUAACUAGGUUUUUCGCCCGAUGUGAACCAAACCAGUGCAGAAAGAUUCUCUGGAGAGUGAAUGUCAGUAAUUAUCAAAAAAAGUUGAACUUUAACUCACCGUGGCAAAGGGAAUUAUUAAAAUAUCAUCUUGUGAUGUUGGGUGCCAGAUUCGACGUAAUACAGCCUCAAAUUAGAAAUUUUAUCGCAUACCUGCUGCCACUGCCAGACAAAAAAAACAAAACGACGACAGCUGUGAUUAAACGAUAUAAAACGAGUGUACUGGACAGAAACGAUCGUCAAAAAUGCUCGCGUUUGCAGCGCACACUUCUUAUCAGAAAGGGUUCAAUCAGUGUUGCCAACUAAUGUUCAGAGAAAGUUGCUAUAGGAAGGUCAAUUUGUUGCUAAAAGUUGCUAAAUGAUGUCACUGCGUAAUCACGACGCAAAAAUUUGUCACAUCAAAUCUAAGCAAAAAAAUAUGUUAUAUGUGUUAAUUUAGAUCUGUUUGUAAAACAAUAUGCAUAAUAUAAUAUAAAUAACUGUAUUUUUAAUACAUUGAAUUAUUGAACACUUACACAUUUUUGAAUGAUUACAAUUUAAGUUUUUUUAAUAGCUAGUAAACUAGUAAUACUACGCAUUCUCAACAAUUAUGCUUUAACAAAGUCCCUUUCAAGGGUUUCUAUAGUCUUUGGCUUUAAGCAGUGUAUUAGUAGUUAGUGUGCUACACUCUUAAGAAACGUCUGUAAAAAAAAAAAAGGGCACAAUCUAUGUUAAUAUGAAAGACUUUUCGGUAUUGUUUUUUUGUUUAACCUGCAUUUUAAAUUACGCAUUGUGUUUUCAGGUUACAGGGUGAUAAUGGAUAAUGUCCUAGAAAAUUACUAGUAUCUUUUCCAUUUUUCUUAUGGUGUACUAACUGAUCAACAAUCGCAGGUACAAGCUACUAAUAAAGUGUGUCAUGAAUAAACAAUGAUUCAAUUAUGAAAUUAUUAUUAUUAAAUUUAACAAUUACAAACUUUGGUUUCCUCUUUUUGUGUAAUUUGGAUGGAAAAUGUGUGCUUUUUUAUUGUCUGAGUCACUUAUCAAAAGUUGCUAAAAGUUGCCAAAUAAAUUUUUAAAAAUUGCUAAAUUUGUUGCUAGGUGCUUUUGGAAGAAAAAGUUGCUAGGGUAGUCUGAAAAGUUGCUACAUUUAGCAACAAAAUUGCUAAGUUGGCAACACUGGGUUCAAUAAAGUAUUGUCUUUUGUUGUUAUGGGCGCGGGUGCGUCUAAAGAUUUCUUAUGCAUCUCACGACUAUGUCAUAUAUGAAAUAAUGUCUGUGCUCGUGUGUAAAACAACAAAAUGACGAUUUAUAUGUUUAAUCAUUUGUAAUUGUAUAUACAUUGUUGUGAUUAAUUGUGGCUGGAAUAAUAAUGUAGCUGUAAAAAUAGUUGCCUGCUGAAAUUGAAAUGUGUACAAUACAUCUUCAUGAAUAGA